This is a messenger RNA of Parastagonospora nodorum SN15, 594 nucleotides long. RefSeq lists its product as hypothetical. The coding region runs from base 1 to 594 and encodes 197 amino acids. The record is from RefSeq and is a predicted model, not a curated record. NCBI's taxonomy places the organism in Eukaryota, Fungi, Ascomycota, Dothideomycetes, Pleosporales, Phaeosphaeriaceae. The transcript is spliced from 2 exons.
AUGCUAUGCCAAGGACUUCGGUAUCAGGGAUCAGCAAGACCAACACACAUUUUUGGUGAUUGGCGGCCCACGCCUACUGAUUUGCAGGUGGAUGACACACCUUUCGAACUCACAUGUCUGUCCGAAAGCACCAGUGGAGGUCAGAAGGAGCGUGAACUUGCUCGUAAAUGGCUUUUCCUCGUUCAAUUGUUCUCCAAUUGUUGCCUUUCGUAUGAAGAAGACACUUUACCGGCACUUUCUGGGUUGGCGCUGAUCUUCCAGCGCUUCACGCAGGAUCACUACAUUGCGGGCAUCUGGAAGAAAAGUUUGUUGCAAGGACUCCUAUGGGCAAGAUCACCAAAUGUGACGCCUCGGUAUCCAAAGAAGUAUCGAGAUAUCUGGGUAGCAGAAGUGAUUGAAGCAUCUGUCCAAACUGAUGGUCCCGAUCAGAUGGGGAGAGUUGUAAGUGGCUUCAUCUGCUUAUCGAGCAAUCUGCGACAGACCAGAGAUAUGUUGUGGACAAAAGAAGGAGCUAGUGGAAGGGUGCAUAUCGAUUGGAUCGAUGGCAGCGCGCCUACUAGUGGCUCUAUUGUGUCGAACAAUGUCUUUCAUUAG